UUGUGAAAAUUAAAAAAGUUUUCCAGUAUUGAUUAAUUUGAGUACGUAAUUGCAAAAUAUGCUUUAGCUGAAAAUAUAAACAGCAGUAAAAUAUAUUUACUUGCAUUGAAUUUAGGAAUGCUGGUCCCUUUUUCCACACGGUUUUCCUUUCCGUCGUUGGAGUUUGCCAGCUGUCAAAACAAUGUUUUCGCUGUUCGGUCUCAGCAGUCUGCGGUGCGUUGCAUUGAAUUGAAUUAAUAACAGUAUUUAGUGCACAAAUCUUUACACAAUGCCAUUAUCCUCCAGUGACGAUAGAAUCGAAACGCAGACCUAUCCCGAGAGUGCUGAAUCGCAGAAGGCUAAGGAAAUGGAAAGGCGUCAUAAAAGAAACGAAGAUUUGGCUCGCUUCAUUCUAUCGCGAACUUCAAUCUACCUACACCGUAUCAACAAAGCUGUAUCGGAGACUGCCGCCCGGUAUAGGCUGCAGGAGAUUGCCCAAGCUGUUUUCGCCAGCCUGCAACAGUACCCGAUCCUGGCGCUUGCCGUAGCCAUUGUGAUAUUCACGUUUACCCUUCCGUUCCUGGUGUUUAUCUUCUUCACAAUGACCACAGCGGUGAUGGCCUUCACCGGGUUCGUGCUGAUAGAAGGCGCCCUAGUAACGGCUGCUUCGGUAAUGCUAGUAAGUUUGCUUAUUGGCGUAUUUUUAAUGAUGGCCAUUGUAGGGCUUAUGUUUUUAACCGGCUAUUUGGGCAUUUCGCGCGUGUACGAAUGUGUAACACGCUUUAAAGUGGAUGAUUUGCGCGAAUACUUGCGGGACAACUAAGUUCUUAAGGUAUAUAGUUAGCCCAUUUGUUGCAAUGUUUGAUUUCUUCCUCAUUUUUUGUACUUAAUUUCACAUCCUGAUCAGUACUAUACGAAACAUUUGUGUGACAGAAAUCAGUAUACUUUUAAAACAUUCAAGCAGCGAAAACGCAUUUGCUUGGCUGCGUACGUGAUUUAAGUUAUUUCAUAUUUAUGUUGGGUGUGGGAUGUUAGUUGAUUGAGCUCUGCAAAAGUUACCAGUUACCAAGCAAUUAUUCUCGAAUAACAUGUGCCAGCUAUGAACAAUUAAUGAUAUAUUCUAUCAGGUUCAAAUGAACCUAGGUUUUUGGGGGGGGGAUAAAUUAUAUAAUAAAAAGCUUUUGCAUGGCAGUUUCUAAA
Molecule: messenger RNA, 1179 nt
Organism: Anopheles funestus (African malaria mosquito)
Lineage: Eukaryota; Metazoa; Arthropoda; Insecta; Diptera; Culicidae
Gene: Ldaf1
Exons: 3
Coding region: 269-802 (177 amino acids)
Source: RefSeq, a predicted model, not a curated record